AUUCUCUCUGUGUUGGCAUUCGUCUUUCUCACUCACUCACUGCAUAUAAUAACCCCUCUUCUCGAGUUCGUUUCCUCCACGCAAAGCCAAAGCCAAAGCCAAAACCAAACCCACUGUGUUUUCCCUUUUCCCUUUCCGUCUUUCUUUCCAUCUCUUCUCUCUACUACUUUCACCAUACCAAACCCUUCGCCCCACCCAAAUUCCCCGUCCGAUUCUCCAAUCGAUUCUCUCCCACCCCUCUUCAACAACACAAUUUUGUUUUUGUAUUUUUUGAAAUCAAAUUUCUGGGUUGCUUCUUGCGUCAGAAUCUCGCCUUCCGCCAUCGUUAUAUAUGGGCUGAGGUGCACAUUUCAUGGGAGGUUUAGAGGAUGAAGAACCAGCCUCCAAACGUAUAAAAGUGUCGCCGGGGAAAUUGAAGGGACUCUCGAACGGUUUAUCUGUAGUUGAGCCUUCAGGGGGCUCUUCAAGAGACUUGAUGGCUCGCCCCCUACCGUCCGAAGGGGACAAUGGUGAUGUUAUUGGUUCAAAAGGAGUAAUAAAAAAGGCAGAGUUUGUGAGAAUAAUAGCCAAGGCAUUGUAUUCUCUCGGUUAUAAGAAGAGCAGUGCUUAUCUAGAAGAGGAGUCUGGGAUAUCCCUACAUUCUCCGACUGUAAAUGUGCUUAUGCAGCAAAUUCAUGAUGGAAAAUGGGACGAAAGCAUUGAAACUUUGCGAAAAAUUGGUCUGUCGGAUGAAAGCAUUGUCAAAUCAGCUUCUGUUUUGGUGUUAGAACAGAAAUUCUUUGAGCUUUUGGAGAAGGACAAAGUCACAGAAGCACUGCAGACACUGAGGACCGAGAUUGCUCCAUACCACAUUAAUGAUCACAGAAUUCGUGAGCUCUCCUCCUGCUUGGUUUCUCCAUCAAUGAGGGCUCAAGUUGAUUUGUCCUGUCAACAGAGUCAGAGGGCUAAGUCUAGGACACAAUUGCUGGAGGAAUUGCAGAAAAUUCUUCCCCCAUCUCUUAUGAUCCCAGAAAAAAGGUUGGAACAUUUAGUUGAACGGGCCCUUUUGUUACAACGAGACUCUUGCACUUUUCAUAACUCCAUAAAUAAGGAGAUGUCGUUAUAUACAGAUCAUGAUUGUGGGAGAAAUCAGAUUCCUUCACAAACUUUACAGGUGUUACAAGAUCACACUGAUGAAGUUUGGUUUCUACAAUUUUCUCAUAACGGGAGAUACUUAGCUUCAUCUUCCAGUGAUCGGUCUGCAAUUAUAUGGGAGGUAGACUCAAAUGGAAGAGUUUCUUUGAAGCAUCAACUGGUCGGUCAUGAGCAACCGAUCUCUCUUGUCUCAUGGAGUCCUGAUGAUAGUCAGCUACUCACCUGUGGGGUGGAGGAAGCUGUCAGGCGUUGGGAUGUUGCUUCGGGCGAGUGCCUCCAUGUUUAUGAAAAAGUUGGUCAUGGACUAGUUUCUUGUGGCUGGUUUCCUGAUGGAAAGCAUAUACUCGCUGGCGCUAACGAUAAGAGUAUCUGCAUGUGGGAAUUAGACGGGAACGAGUUGGAAGGUUGGAAGGGACAAAGAACUCUCAAGAUUUCUGAUUUGGAAAUAACCAAUGAUGGGAAGAAGAUUAUUAGUAUCUGUAGAGACAGCGCGAUAUUACUACUCGACAGGGAGUUAAACGUCGAUAAAUUGAUCGAAGAGGAUCAGAUAAUAACCUCUUUUCAGCUGUCAAGGGAUAAUAAGUUCUUGCUAGUAAACCUUUCGAACCAAGAAAUCCAUCUGUGGAAUUUAGAAGGCGAGGCUGAGGUUAUAACAUCGUACACAGGUCAUAAGCGCACCCGGUUCGUUAUUCGGUCCUGUUUUGGAGGGCUCGACCAGGCUUUUAUCGCUAGUGGUAGUGAGGACUCACUGGUAUAUAUAUGGCAUAAAGGGACAGGGGAGCUAAUAGAGGCAUUGGAAGGGCACUCAGGGUCUGUAAACUGCGUGAGUUGGAAUCCUGCCAAUCCUCACAUGUUGGCAUCGGCCAGCGACGACCGUACGAUUAGGAUAUGGGGAUUAGGAGGGCUGAAUCUUAACGUUGUGAAGUCCAGAAAUAGUGAUCGCAGCAGCCGAAAUGGCGUCCAUUAUAGCAAUGGGGGAACUUGAACAGAGAUAAUUCUUCUUCUCUCUCUCUCUUCUCUCUUCUCUCAUACCCAUUUGUAACUUUUCUUUCUUUCUACAGUUGCUCUGUUCUUGUGUAAAUACUUCUUCAGUUACUUCUUUCCAAGUUUAUCAAUUCAAAGUUGUUCCAAUGUUGAAUCGUGAAGUCAUUCUCUAUUAAUAAAAUACUCAGUCUCCAUUCAACUCA
Messenger RNA from Momordica charantia (bitter melon), 2321 nucleotides. RefSeq names its product WD repeat-containing protein 26 homolog. The record is from RefSeq and is a predicted model, not a curated record. Lineage: Eukaryota; Viridiplantae; Streptophyta; Magnoliopsida; Cucurbitales; Cucurbitaceae. Gene Ontology annotation, molecular function: protein binding.